AUGGGAUCAAACAGCAGCAGGAUUGGUGAUCUUCCUAAAAAUGAGUACUUAAAAAAGUUAUCAGGCACAGAAUCUGUCUCUGAGAAUGACCCGUUCUGGAAUCAGCUUCUCUCAUUUUCUUUCCCUGCACCAACCAGCAGUACUGAUUUGAAGCUCUUGGAGGAGGCAACUAUUUCAGUUUGCAGGUCUUUAGUUGAAAACAAUCCUCGAACAGGAAACCUUGGUGCAUUGAUUAAGGUCUUCCUUUCUAGAACCAAAGAACUAAAACUUUCAGCAGAAUGUCGGAAUCACAUCUUCAUUUGGCAGACAAACAAUGCUUUGUUUAUUAUUUGCUAUUUGUUGAAAGUGUUUAUCUGUGAGAUGUCAGAAGAGGAAUUACAACUUCAUUUUACUUAUGAAGAAAAAUCUGGCAGUUACAGUUCUGACUCAGAAGAUCUUUUGGAAGAAUUAGUCUGCUGUUUGAUGCAGUUAAUCACUGAUAUUCCACUCAUAGACAUUACAUAUGAAAUAUCAGUAGAAGCUAUAUCAACAAUGAUUGUUUUCCUUUCCUGUCAACUAUAUCACAAGGAAGUUUUGCGACAGAGUAUCAGUCACAAGUAUUUGAUGCGAGGUCGAUGUCUUCCAUACACCAGCAAACUUGUGAAAACGUUAUUGUAUAACUUCAUCAGACAAGAAAAGCCACCUCCCCCAGGUGCCCAUGUUUUCUCUCAGCAAUCGGAUGGGGGAGGACUCCUGUAUGGACUUGCAUCAGGCGUAGCAAGUGGACUCUGGACUGUCUUCACCCUGGGCGGCGUGGGCAGCAAAGCGGCCAGCGCACCGGCCCUUGCUUCCCCGCUGGCCAACCAGAGUCUCCUGCUCCUGCUGGUGCUGGCCAAUCUGACCGAUGCGGCAGAUGCACCAAACCCCUACAGACAGGCCAUUAUGUCCUUCAAGAACACACAAGAUAACAGCCCCUUCCCCUCAUCAAUCCCACAUGCUUUCCAGAUUAAUUUUAACAGUUUGUACACGACUCUCUGUGAGCAGCAGACGUCUGAUCAGGCAACUCUCCUAUUGUAUACAUUGCUCCAUCAGAAUAGUAAUAUUAGGACGUACAUGUUGGCUCGCACGGAUAUGGAAAAUCUUGUUUUACCAAUUCUUGAGAUUCUGUAUCAUGUUGAAGAAAGAAACUCACACCACGUGUAUAUGGCUCUUAUAAUAUUGUUGAUCCUCACAGAAGACGAUGGCUUCAAUAGAUCCAUUCACGAAGUGAUAUUAAAAAAUAUUACUUGGUAUUCAGAACGGGUUUUAACAGAAAUUUCCCUGGGGAGUCUCCUAAUACUGGUUGUAAUAAGAACCAUUCAAUACAACAUGACAAGGACAAGAGACAAGUACCUUCACACAAAUUGUUUGGCAGCUUUAGCAAAUAUGUCGGCCCAGUUCCGUUCUCUCCAUCAGUAUGCUGCCCAGAGGAUCAUCAGUUUGUUUUCCUUGCUGUCUAAAAAACACAACAAAGUUCUGGAACAAGCUACACAGUCUUUGAGAGGUUCGCUAAGUUCCAAUGAUGUUCCUCUACCAGAUUAUGCACAAGACCUAAAUGUCAUCGAGGAAGUGAUCCGAAUGAUGUUAGAGAUCAUCAAUUCCUGCCUGACAACGUCUCUUCACCACAACCCAAACUUGGUGUAUGCACUGCUUUACAAACGAGAUCUCUUUGAGCAAUUCCGAACUCAUCCUUCUUUUCAGGAUAUAAUGCAAAAUAUUGAUCUGGUGAUCACCUUCUUCAGCACCAGGUUGCUACAGGCUGGCGCUGAGCUCUCGGUGGAACGUGUCCUGGAAAUCAUCAAGCAAGGAAUUGUUGCUCUGCCCAAAGACAGGCUGAAGAAGUUUCCGGAAUUAAAAUUCAAGUAUGUGGAAGAGGAGCAGCCCGAGGAGUUCUUCAUCCCCUAUGUCUGGUCGCUGGUGUACGGCUCGGCCGCCGGCCUGUACUGGAGCCCACAGGACAUCCAGCUGUUCACCAUGGACUCUGACUGA
Pipistrellus nathusii (Nathusius's pipistrelle) is the source of this 2007-nucleotide messenger RNA. The record is from the annotation of a GenBank genome assembly. NCBI's taxonomy places the organism in Eukaryota, Metazoa, Chordata, Mammalia, Chiroptera, Vespertilionidae.